Messenger RNA from Scheffersomyces amazonensis, 5421 nucleotides. It is a transcript of the gene IRA2, whose product is annotated as Ras GTPase activating protein. The record is from RefSeq and is a predicted model, not a curated record. Gene Ontology annotation, biological process: regulation of GTPase activity. The transcript has a single exon. The coding region runs from base 420 to 5381 and encodes 1653 amino acids. Lineage: Eukaryota; Fungi; Ascomycota; Pichiomycetes; Serinales; Debaryomycetaceae.
AGAAUUUAAUUGAUACGUUUGAAAAGAUUGUUAGUGAUGAUUCAGUAUUUACAGGAUUUGUAUCACUUCAUAAACGAUUUAGAAAUAUUCUUAGAGAUGCUAAACCAACUAAAUCUUUAUAUCAAGUAUGGUUAGUUAUAUAUAAUCGAUGGUUAGAAUUAUUAGAGAUUAAAGAUGAAUCCCUUGUAUUUAAACAUUAUACAGGAUUCUUAGUCUCUACUUCCGGAUGUUUCUUAUCGACUAAUUUUUCAAAUAAUGAUCCUAUUCAAAAGGAGAAAUCUUUUAAUUAUAUUAGUGAUUUCUUUGAUAAAUGUAUUGGAUUACUUACAUUUCCUGAUUUAGGAAUUCGAUUAGUGGUUACUGAUGCCUUAUCUAAUGAAUCUCAUUCUGAUGUAUAUCAUUUAAUUUCGACUAAAUUAAUGACGGUAGGUAAUGUUUAUGCAGAAAAGAAAAUCAUUAAUGAUGAAUCAGUACUUUAUAUUGAACAAGCAUUAGUAAUAAUAACUAAUAUGAUAACCAUUAAGAAUGAUGGAGCCUUUCUUUUAGUAUCUUUAUUACCCAAUAUUUGUCAAUUCUUUUUAAAAUUUAUUAAUCUUUUGGAUGAUGUAAAGGAUAUGCUUCGACUUAAAUUAAAAUUUUGUCGAUUAGGGAUAACUUUAGAAGGAGAACGAGAACGUGUAGGAUUAAAAGGAGCAUUUAAACUUCGAAAUCUUUAUGCUAAGGCAUCAGCUGAAUGGUUAGAACAAGCAGUAUUCUUUGAAGAUCCUCGCGAUGAUGAUGGAACUGGAACUAUUAAUAGUUCAGGACAUUCAAUUAAAUCCGCCACUAAUGAAUCAGAACUUUAUCUAAUGGAUUUAGCAGUCUUAUCAUCCAAAUGUUUACUGUUACAAUUAGAAGAAAUUGUCCUUGAAGUUCCAGAAGGAACUAAAGAUACAGAAAUUAGAAAGUAUAAAGAUUUAGCCUUUGGCAAUUAUUUCUCAAUCUUUUAUAAGAUUAUUCAAAAGUAUUCAGUAAUUAGUAUUCCCACCACUAAAUCAAGACAUAAGAUUAAUCAAAUUAUUGAGAAUAUUCUUAAGAGUGUUCUGAAUAUUUUAAAAUUCGAUACAGAUAUAGGCAUGCAAUUUGUAUUACCCAUGGGAUAUCAUCCAAAUAAGAAGAUACGAUCAAUCUUUUUAAGUGUAUUCUCAUAUAUGUUAGCGUCUCGAAAGAGUAAGAAAUCUAAAGAUGAAUAUCCUGAACAUAUAAUUGAAAAAUUACUGGAAAUUAUUGAUAUUUAUGGAGCAGUGGCAGAAGUAGCAUCUCUGACGGAACAUAGUUUAUUUUCUUCAUCAUUAUUUGGAAUCUUUGGGUAUACUAAGAAAUUAGAUGGACUCUUUAGAAUUCUCUUAAAUGAAGAAUUUAAUAAUGUUACUCGAUCUUCCGAUAUGUUUAGAAGUAAUUCAACUUUAACGAGAUUACUUUCGAAUUUCGUUAAGGAUUAUGGUACAGAAUAUCUUGUUACAACUCUUAAACCAUUUGUACAAGAAUUAAUUGAUAAUGAUAUUAUAUGUCAAGUUGAAAAAGUUGAAACUACCACGACUGAUACAGAAUUAUUUAUGAAAUAUUUUAAUCAAUUAGUAGAUAUAAUUACAGAAUCUAUAGAUAAUAUUCCUGAUUCAUUUAAAUUCAUUUGUUCAGAAAUAUAUAUUUGUGUGGAGAAGAAAUUUACUGAUUCUGCUUUAAUUGCCGUGGGUUCAUUCUUAUUUUUAAGAUUCAUAUGUCCGGCUAUAGUUAGUCCUGAAGUAUUUCUUGAUGUAACCAUUACUAAUCCCAAAGUAAGAAAAACAUUAAUUCAAUUAACUAAAGUCUUACAAAAUAUCGCCAAUGGAUCUUUAAGUUCAUUAAAAUUACCUGGGUUAGCAUCUAAAGUUGAAGAAAUUAAUCUUGCUAAUAUUAAAGUAUUUGCCUUUAUGAAACAAGUAGCCACUCAACCAUCUCAUGGAUAUCCAUUUGAAAGUAUUCCUAAGAAACCCGUGGCAGAAUUACGGUAUUUACAUAAAUUCAUUUAUACUUAUUUUGUUAAUAUUAAGAUUCAAUACUUAACAUCGACCAAUAAUACUACCCCACUUCAUGAAAGAAUUCAAACAUUUAAAUUAUUUGAUGAAAUUGCUCAUGAAUUAGGGUAUGCUAAACCUUCAGUACAAUUACAAAUUAAUGGUACCAGAACAAUCGAUCCAAAUAAUGUGGCUAAUAAUCAGUAUAAUGAUUUUAUGACUAAGAUGUCCUUAGAGUAUAAUGAGAAAUCCAUUGAAACUACCGCCAUUGAAAAUUCCAUCUUUUCUGAUGGAACUCCCGUAGUACUUAUGCACUUUAAACAAUUACAUCGUCAACUUAAUAAUGAUUUACAUUUAAUGGUUUAUAAAUAUUUUGAAACUGCCUCUCAAGUAUGGGAUAAUAAGUUUUAUGUGGUAUUAAAUUUUACAGAAUUAGUACUCCCAGAAGGUUAUGAUUCAUUAUAUAUUAAUCUUAUAAGUACAUAUGCUCCCGAACAAUUAUUUAAGAAUUGUGCAAGAAUUUAUUAUUAUAAUAUUCCUCGUUCAGGAUAUAUUGGAUUAACCAAUGCUAUGAGGAAAUUACGACAAAUUGGUGCUGAAUUUGGGACAAAGAUAUAUACUUAUUCUCAAGUAGAUCCACCCGAAAUUAUUCAUAGUUUAUGUUUAGAUGCAGAAACUAUAUCGAUAUUAAGAGAUACAAAAGUUAUCUUUAAUCAUGUGAAAGUAUAUGAUGAAAGUACUCAAACUUAUUCACCAAUAAAUCUUCGAAUUGGUAGAAGAUGGUUACAAUUAUGUUCAGAAGAAGAAAUUUCAUUUAAAGGUCCAGCAUGUGUAACGGAUAGUUUUGUUCCAGUAGAAAUUUAUCGAUUACUGGAAGUUAAUAAAUGUGAAAUAUCAAAUUAUACUGGUCAUGCUGAUGAAUUUACCGUCAAUUUAAGUUUUGGUCAUAAGAUCACCAUGAGAUCUCAUGAACGACUGGAAAUUUUACGAUUUGUUUAUUUUACAACAUCUCGAUUAACUAAAGAAAUUAAAAGUGCCGAUGAAAGAUCUCUGGGAGGAAUGGAAAUUGAACAUAAUAUGCAUUGGUUUGGUAGAUUAUAUAAUAUUGUAUUCCAAGGAUUAUUAUGUAAUGAUGAUGAAGUAAGACUUUCUUCUUCUUUAUUAUUUGGAGCUUUAUCAACUUAUUUUGAUAUUGAUUUUGGUAUAGAUUGUCAUCAUGCAAAAUCCAUUGCCUUUCCUGCCAAUUCAACUCAAUUUGUCGUAUCUGUAUCAACUCAUUUAUCAAAUAAUUUACCAACAUUAUCAUAUAGAUUCUUUAAAGCAUUUUUUGAUAAUUAUGAUAAAUUACCCGAAGAAAAUAAAUUAAGUUCUAUCAUAUAUAUUUCUCCCUGGAUUAGAAAUAUUUAUGAUUAUAUUUAUCUUGCUAGUGAAGAGAAUGGAGCCGGAAGAUUAGCUGAACUUGUUCGACAAUUUUGUCGAAUUCUGGCUCUUAAUAAAGAUCAUAUUGCAUUUCUUAAUGAUUAUAUUUGGAAACGACUCUUUAGUGAAACUCGAUUAAUUUCUGUAUUGGUUGAUGAAGUCGUGGCCUUUGCUGUUGAUAAUAAAAAUGAUACUGAUUGGUCAUUUAUUAUUGCCACUAUAAGUCCAUCAAUUGAAGUUAGUGGAGAAGUGGUAUCUCGAUUAAUUAAUUGUGUUAAUAAAGCUAAAAAACAUGAAUCAUCAAUUGCAUCUCAAAGUCGAUUAUUUGAAAUUAAAGUACUUGUAAAGAUAUGUUCUUCAUUAUUCUUUAAUUCUUAUACUUUAGCUCGACUUUAUGUGGCCGAUAUCUUUUUCUUUUGUACUUUAUUCAUUGAUAAUAUUUAUUUGGAAUUUGGAGCUGAUUUACAGAAAUUAGUGAUAAAUAUCAUUCAAUCAUUUUUACAUAAACCCGAAUUAACCAAUCAACAAGAAAUUGUCGUGGAUGAUACCAUUACUUAUUUUAGUAGUCAACGAGCUAAGAUGUUAUUUGGUAUGACAAGAGAUAUUACUAGUUCAUCAAUGGAUAUUGGACAAAUCUAUAAUCGAGCCACUAAUUUUGAAAUUCUUUGUGAUUACCUAAAUGAUUUUAUUAUGGCUAUUGGGUCAACUGAUGAUACAAAACUUUGGCGAGCUCGUUGGUGUUCUAAUGCUAUUGAUGUAGCAUUUUCUAAGGAUUCAUUAUUUCAAAGUCGAGGUAUAUUAGUAUAUGGAAUUCUUGCCAAAAGUGGAAUUAAUGAUUCAACCGCUUGUCGAGGAUUAAAAUUAAUUGCUAAUGGUGAUGUAAGUACUUUAGAAUAUACUACUAGUAUAACUAUUGCUACGGCUAGAGUUAUUCAAGGAUUACCCAAGACAUCUAUAUUACCUCCCGUAUUAAUAUGGCCUCAAUUUUGUUUUGGAUUAAUGAAUUAUUCAGUAUUAUAUCAACCAUCAAUUCAAUGUUUAGUUAAUUGUCUUGAAAAAAUCUUUGAAGUUGGACAAGAUUAUAUUGAUAAAUCAUUUGAACAACGAUUAUUUCUUGAACCAUAUAUUUCUGAAUUUGAGAAAUCUUAUAAAUUUGAAAUUACUCAAGAAAAUUUUGGAAUUCAUAUAUUCUUUGUAUUAACUCAAGGAUUAAGAGUUAGUCAUUUUAAACAUACAUCAAUUACUUGUUUAAAACAAUAUUUUACUUUUAGAUAUAAAUAUAGAAAUCGAAGUGAAGCUGAAGGAAUAUAUGCUUCAAAUAAUGCCCUUGCUUAUCUUUUAUUCAUCUUUUUAAGUACUGAUGAAAAUGAAUUUGAUGGAUUUAUUAAACAACUUGGUUUACAAACUGAUUAUGUUAGUAUUACUAAUGGUAAACUUCCAAGAAUUAUUGUUGAAUUUCUUACUAGAAAUAAUUAUGUUUCUCAAAUAUCUCUUAUUCAUGCUGCUUAUUUUGUUGAAUCUAAAUCAAUUGAUUCAGUAUUUAAAACAAAAUUCUUACAACUUUAUGAUUAUAUAUUUAGAAGAGUUCCUGAACUUGGUUUAUUAGUAUAUCAUAUAGUUAAACCAGCAUUAGAACAAUCAUUUUUAACUUCCAAUUCAACCGAUCUUGUUGAAACUAUUUCAAAGAUUAUGAUUUCUGUAUUUUCUUCAGAUACUUAUUCACCGGCUAUUUAUAAGGGGAAAGUUGAUGAAGUUCUUCAAGCUCAUAAAGUACUGAUAGUUAAAGAGAAUAGGAAAAUGAGAAGUCCUGAAGGUCUUCAUGCCACUCAUGCAUUUGAAAAUACCAUAUCUUCUGAUUUAAAGAAAUUACAAAUGAUGCUCUAUAGAAGUGCAUGUUUAUUUGUGGAAGGCUCACGAUUAGAGGAUUGAUAAUUAAGAAUUAAGAAUUAAGAAUUAAGAAUUAAGAAUU